Molecule: messenger RNA, 5670 nt
Organism: Manis pentadactyla (Chinese pangolin)
Lineage: Eukaryota; Metazoa; Chordata; Mammalia; Pholidota; Manidae
Gene: CARD11
Product: caspase recruitment domain family member 11
Exons: 27
Coding region: 558-4070 (1170 amino acids)
Biological process (GO): positive regulation of canonical NF-kappaB signal transduction; regulation of apoptotic process
Molecular function (GO): protein binding
Source: RefSeq, a predicted model, not a curated record
UGCAUUUCCCUUCCCCUGUCAGCCUAUGACACACUUUCUCUCCUUUUUUCUCUCGACUCCCCCGGCCUCCGGACUCCUGCCCGGGUGGAGCAUAGCCCCUACCGGCCCUGCAGCCCCCGGCGGGCGGCGCCCCUCGGACCUCCCGGGCGGCGGGGACCACGGCCCGGGGUGCCGGGAGGAAGCCGGCGGCCUGCGCGGAGGAGGCGCCCCGAGUGGCCAGCGGAGCAUGAGCGCCCCAGGUUCUGGCCACCGCAACUGCACGUCCAGAAGGCGGCUGGCUCAGGGAAGGACAAGCACCAGCCGUGGGGAGUGACAGUCAGUCCUCGAAAACAGGAGAGCAGCUGCCAUCUGGAACACCUACUCCAUGCCAGGCCUGCCGAGGUGGCUACACUGGCCACCCUGGUCCCUGGAGGAAGCAUCUCCACCGCAUGGGGCCCACUUGUGACACAUGCCUAGUACAACCUCCUGUGUCUGUGAAGGGCAGCAAGGAAUGCUCUCUGGUCCAUCCAUACCUGCUUGUCUUCCCACUAUAUUGACAAACUGAUCCUUAAGUUCAUAUGGAAUUGCAAGGGCCUGUGAAAACCCAAAACAACAUUAAAAAGGAGGAACAAGGAGGAGGGCCAGCGAUGGACGACUACAUGGAGACGCUCAAGGACGAGGAGGACGCCUUGUGGGAGAACGUGGAAUGCAACCGGCACAUGCUGAGCCGCUACAUCAACCCCGCCAAGCUCACCCCCUACCUGCGCCAGUGCAAGGUCAUCGACGAGCAAGACGAAGACGAGGUGCUGAGUGCCCCCAUGCUGCCAUCCAAGAUCAACCGGGCAGGCCGACUGUUGGACAUUCUGCAUACCAAGGGCCAAAGGGGCUACGUGGUCUUCUUGGAGAGCCUGGAAUUCUACUACCCAGAACUGUAUAAACUGGUGACUGGCAAGGAGCCCACCCGGAGAUUCUCCACCAUUGUGGUGGAAGAGGGCCAUGAGGGCCUCACGCACUUCCUGAUGAACGAGGUCAUCAAGCUGCAGCAGCAGAUGAAGGCCAAGGACCUGCAGCGGUGCGAGCUGCUGGCCAAGUCACGGCAGCUGGAGGAUGAGAAGAAGCAGCUGACGCUGACCCGGGUGGAGCUGCUGACCUUCCAGGAGCGGUACUACAAGAUGAAGGAGGAGCGGGACAGCUACAACGACGAGCUGGUCAAGGUGAAGGACGACAACUACAACUUGGCCAUGCGCUACGCCCAGCUCAGUGAAGAAAAGAACAUGGCGGUCAUGAGGAGCCGAGACCUCCAGCUCGAGAUCGAUCAGCUGAAACAUCGGUUGAACAAGAUGGAGGAGGAAUGCAAGCUGGAGAGGAAUCAGUCGCUGAAACUGAAGAACGACAUCGAGAAUCGGCCCAAGAAGGAGCAGGUUCUGGAGCUGGAGCGAGAGAAUGAGAUGCUCAAGACCAAAAUCCAGGAGCUGCAGUCCAUCAUUCAGGCCGGGAAGCGCAGCCUACCUGACUCAGACAAGGCCAUCCUGGACAUCCUGGAGCAUGACCGCAAGGAGGCCCUGGAGGACCGACAGGAGCUUGUCAACAAGAUCUACAACCUGCAGGAGGAGGUCCGCCAGGCAGAGGAGCUGCGGGACAAGUACCUGGAAGAGAAGGAAGACCUGGAGCUGAAGUGCUCGACGCUGGGGAAGGACUGUGAAAUGUACAAGCACCGCAUGAACACCGUCAUGCUGCAGCUGGAGGAGGUGGAGCGGGAGCGGGACCAGGCCUUCCACUCCCGGGAUGAAGCGCAGACUCAGUACUCACAGUGCUUGAUCGAAAAGGACAAGUACAGGAAACAGAUCCGUGAGCUGGAGGAGAAGAACGACGAGAUGAGGAUCGAGAUGGUCAGGCGGGAAGCCUGCAUCGUCAACCUGGAGAGCAAGCUCCGGCGCCUGUCCAAGGACAGCGGCAGCCUGGACCAGAGUCUGCCCAGGAACCUGCCCGUGACCAUCAUCUCUCAGAACUUCGGGGAUGGCAGCCCCAGGACCAACGGCCAGGAAGCUGAUGACUCUUCAACCUCGGAGGAGUCGCCAGAAGACAGCAGAUACUUCCUGCCCUACCACCCGCCCAAGCGCAGGAUGAACCUGAAGGGCAUCCAGCUGCAGAGGGCCAAGUCCCCAAUCAGCCUGAAGCGGGCCUCAGACUUCCAAGGACGGAGCCAUGAAGAAGACGGCCUGGACGCCAGCCCCAGCUCCGCCCGAUCCCUGCCCAUCACCAGCUCCUUCUCCAAGAUGCAACCCCAUCGGAGCCGUUCCAGCAUCAUGUCCAUCACUGCCGAGCCCCCAGGAAAUGACUCCAUCGUCAGACGCUAUAAGGAAGAUGCACCUCAUCGGAGCACAAUUGAAGAGGACAAUGACAGCAGUGGAUUCGACGCCUUAGACCUUGACGAGGACAGUCACGAGCGCUACUCCUUCGGACCCCCCUCCAUCCACUCCUCCUCCUCCUCCCACCAGUCCGAGGGCCUGGACGCCUACGACCUGGAGCAGGUCAACCUCAUGUUUAGGAAGUUCUCUCUAGAAAGACCCUUCCGGCCGUCUGUCACGUCCGUGGGGCACGUGCGGGGUCCCAGUGUCUCAGUACAGCAUGCGACGCUGAGCGGCGACAGCCUCAUCUCCCAGCUAACCCUGCUCGGGGGCAACGCACGUGGGAGCUUCAUCCACGCGGUUCAGCCAGGCUCCCUGGCUGAGAAGGCAGGCCUCCACGAGGGCCACCAGCUGCUGCUGCUAGAAGGCUGCAUCAAAGGCGAGAGGCAGAGUGUCCCCUUGGACACAUGCACGAAGGAGGAGGCGCACUGGACCAUCCACAGGUGCAGCGGCCCCAUCACAUUGCACUACAAAGCCAACCAGGAAGGGUACCAGAAGCUGCUGAAGGACAUGGAGGAGGGCCUGAUCACAUCAGGGGACUCGUUCUACAUCCGGCUGAACCUGAACAUCUCUAGCCAGCUGGACGCCUGCUCCAUGUCCCUGAGGUGCGACGACGUCGUGCACGUCCGUGACACCAUGUACCAGGACAGGCAUGAGUGGCUGUGUGCGCGGGUCGACCCAUUCACAGACCAUGACCUGGACAUGGGCACCAUACCCAGCUAUAGCCGAGCCCAGCAGCUCCUCCUGGUCAAGCUGCAGCGUCUGAUGCACAGGGGCAGCCGGGAGGAAGCGGACACCGCCCACCACACCCUGAGGGCACUCCGGAACACGCUGCAGCCCGAAGAACCGCUUUCCACCAGUGACCCCCGGGGCAGUCCCCGCCUCUCGCGAGCAAGUUUCCUCUUCGGCCAGCUCCUUCAGUUCGUCAGCAGGUCUGAGAACAAGUACAAGCGGAUGAACAGCAACGAGCGAGUCCGCAUCGUCUCGGGCAGCCCUCUUGGGAGCCUGGCCCGGUCCUCGCUGGAUGCCACCAAGUUCUUGACUGAGAAGCAGGAAGAGCUGGACCCUGAGAGUGAGCUGGGCAAGAACCUCAGCCUGAUCCCCUACAGCCUGGUGCAUGCCGUCCGCUGUGAGCGCCGCCGGCCCGUGCUCUUCACGCCCACCAUGCUGGCCAAGGCACUGGUCCAGAAGCUGCUCAACUCGGGCGGCGCAAUGGAGUUCACCAUGUGCAAGCCAGAUGUUGUCACAAGAGACGAGUUCCUCAGAAAGCAGAAGACAGAGACCGUCAUCUACUCCCGAGAGAAGAACCCCAACACUUUCGAAUGCAUCGUUCCUGCCAACAUCGAGGCUGUGGCGGCCAAGAACAAGCAUUGUCUGCUGGAGGCUGGAAUCAGCUGCACCAAAGACUUGAUUAAGUCCAGGAUUUAUCCCAUUGUACUCUUCGUCCGGGUGUCAGAGAAGAACAUCAAGAGAUUCAGGAAGGUGCUGCCGAGGCCCGAGACCGAGGAGGAGUUUCUGCGCCUGUGCCGGCUGAAGGAGAGGGAGCUGGAGGCCCUGCCCUGCCUGUAUGCCACGGUGGAGGCCGACAUGUGGGGCAGCAUGGAGGAGCUGCUUCGCGUCAUCAAAGACAAGAUCGGCGAGGAGCAGCGCAAGACGGUGUGGGUGGACGAGGACCAGCUGUGAGCGUGCACCUGCAUCCCAGCGGGACUCGGGGGCGGUAUCUGGACCCCCAGCAGUGUAGCGACGGCAUCCUGUGGCCCACAGAGCUGCCCUAGCCCAGGGGCUCCCCUACCCAGUUAUGGGGCCCCUCCAGGGAACCCCAGGGGGAGGAUGCAGCUGUGGGGACACACUCAGGAGGGAGCAGGGGGCCAUUGUCCCCUCAGGGCUGGCCCAGCUGAGUCGUCCUGCCCUGCUGGCAUUAGCAGGAGGCAGGGCCCCACAAAGGACACAAAGCCAGGCCCGAGGUCAGCAGCCCCUCAGGAGCCAGAGCAGCAGCUGAAUGUAACGCAUGGAACAAGUGUGCUAUGGAGGGCAAGGACCCUGAACACCAGGGCACCACCGGCCCUCGGGACACACGAUAUGCACAUUCCCAGGCAGGACAGAUGGGGGUGGAAAGGGAAGCAUGCCAUGCUAUUAUUUUUCUUGCAUUAAAAUUUCUCCAUUUCCUUGUUUUCAACCUUUUUUAUUAAAUUUACUAGUUUGCAGGUGUUUUCAUUUCUUGCAACUUUCCUGACCUGCAAACCACCCCAGAAAGCUUAGUUCAGACCCUGUGUCACAUGUAGGGUGAAGGUAGGGUGACAGUACAUCCAGUUUUCUGAGGAUGGUCUUCAUUAGACCUGAAUUUGGCCUUUACUUAAUAGCAGCCCCAUUGGUUAAGAUGCAUGAUGAUUUGAAUGGUAAAAUAUACCAUCGCUCUGGGAAAGGCCCAGCUUUUCAUAGGUGCUUGGAAGGUCUUGCUGUUUAUUCCCCUGCACCUCUGACUCCCACCCUGAGCAGGCCGCCUUACUGAGCUCUUCACCUGCAUGUUCUCCACUCUGUGCACGGAGUGUUCCUACAUGCAGCCUCACUGCAUCCUUCAGCUCAGGAGGUAGCAUGUGCAGGAAGCCCUCUGGGGGUUUGCUUGCCCUGCCCAGAAGCUGCCCUCCACAGCAGACAGUAGAGACCCUGUGGAUUCUAGAACCACUCUUAAUGCCCCCUUAAUGUAGACUUUCCAAGUUUGGGCCCAGUGGGGUUCCAAAGCAGACCAGGUCACCUGGCACCAUCCUGAAUAUUCAGUAGUUGGUAGGUCCAGUUGAGGUCUGUGUUUGUGGAAACUGUGGGUGUUGCUGUGUGCACAUCUAAAAGACAUAUUUCCCAGCCUCCCUUACAGCUGCAGUAAUCACAGAAAUGUAAGGCAAGUUUGGAGGAGAGACAAAGCAGAUAAACAGCCCUCCUUCCAGUUUCCUGCCUGGGAUACAGAUGUAAUGGCUGGAGCUCCAGCAGUCAUCUUGGAUCUUGAGGUGACCUUAAAGGAACCCUACACAGAGCGUACGUGGUGGAGCAGAAAAACAGAAGGAGCCAGAGGCACUGAUGACACUUCAGAGCCCAGGACUACUGCUUGGGUUUCCUUUACAUGAGGCUGAGAUAAACUUUUAUCUUGUGUUAAAUGGCUAUAUCAGUUUUCAGUUACUUGGGGCCUGAAGCAAUCCCUAACAGAGGUAGGAGCAACCCUUAGUUUCAAAUCCCAUGGGCAUGAGUUGAUCCUCUGCUAGGUUUUUGCCACAUGUUCAAGAUACGAAUUAUG